Aspergillus welwitschiae is the source of this 321-nucleotide messenger RNA. RefSeq lists its product as uncharacterized. Lineage: Eukaryota; Fungi; Ascomycota; Eurotiomycetes; Eurotiales; Aspergillaceae. The coding region runs from base 1 to 321 and encodes 106 amino acids. The record is from RefSeq and is a predicted model, not a curated record. The transcript is spliced from 2 exons.
AUGGCUAGCUAUGUCUUUGUUGCCAUCAAAUACGGUCCUCUCUACCGUGAGCAUUGGAUUGCCGGACAAUGGAAAUCCCUGCCCCCAUACUGUGAACCUCUGGAGUCGCGUAUGACGACACACACAGAGCUGCAGCUACUCCAAGACGGUACGGAUUUGACUACCAGGCAAUCUAGCGUCAAAAAUGUGACAGAGCUUCUGCUAUGUGAAUCCCACCGCCGCGCCCUGACAUUUUUCACCACUGAUUCAAAAGAACAGCCAAUCUAUGGUUCAGGAAGUGCCCUCUCGCCCUCUUCCUCGGUUAUUUGGAGAAAUCAUUGA